UAGCCUUCAAAAGUUUUAACCAAAAUUUGAAGUCGUCUAUUUCAUUGCGACAUCUACAUACUUUUUUCAAACUAAUUUUUAACAAAAGAAUUGUCUGCACCGCAGAAAUAAACAAAGAAAUCCCUUAAAUAAACGUGAACAUAAAGAUUCUUACAAAUGGCUAGUGGUAGUGGUAGUGGUGGCAAUAAUGGGCGCCGAAAUGCACCCAUCAAUUGGGGCAACGAUCCUGAUGAUGAUGUCUGUGAUGACGAUUUAAUGGACGCCGAUCAAGAUUUGUCCAAUUACGUGCACAAGUAUCGGCAUGAACAAGAGCAAAGUUUGAAAAAAACCCAAGGUUCACUUUAUUUGCCAUCUGCGAAUUCGACGGAGUCGAAUAAAAAAGGUGGUCGAGGCGGUGAACCUGCGGGCGGAACUGCUGGACCAGUCGGCGCACAAGCCUCAAAUGAUAAGCGUGAUGAUUUAGCUACCGCAAUCCUGAAGCGAAAGGACCGCCCAAAUCGUUUAAUCGUCGAAGAGGCUGUAAACGACGAUAACUCGGUGGUAUCUUUGUCGCAAGAAAAAAUGGAUGAAUUGCAACUGUUUCGCGGCGACACUGUUAUUCUGAAGGGCAAACGCCGCAAGGAGACCGUUUGCAUUGUGUUGUCGGAUGAAAAUUGCCCUAAUGAGAAGAUACGCAUGAAUCGUGUCGUGCGCAAUAAUCUGUGCGUGCACUUGUCCGAUGUGGUAUCAAUUCAGUCAUGCCCCGAUGUUAAGUACGGCAAACGUGUGCGUAUUUUGCCUAUCGAUGAUACUGCGGAAGGUGUGACUGGCAAUCUGUUUGAGAUUUACUUGAAACCCUACUUCUUGGAAGCCUACCGGCCCAUUCACAUGGGUGAUAACUUCAUUGUGCGCGCUGCUAUGCGUCCUAUUGAGUUUAAGGUCGUGCUCACCGACCCCGAACCCUACUGCAUUGUUGCACCCGAAACGGUGAUCUUUUGUGAUGGUGACCCGAUCAAACGUGAGGAGGAAGAAGAGUCGCUCAACGCUGUCGGUUAUGACGACAUUGGCGGUUGUCGUAAACAGUUGGCUCAGAUUAAGGAAAUGGUGGAGCUGCCACUUCGUCAUCCUUCGCUGUUCAAAGCUAUUGGCGUGAAACCACCACGUGGCAUUCUCAUGUACGGCCCUCCGGGUACGGGUAAAACAUUGAUUGCACGCGCUGUCGCCAAUGAGACUGGCGCAUUCUUCUUUCUUAUCAACGGUCCUGAAAUAAUGUCUAAACUUGCCGGUGAGUCUGAGUCGAACUUGCGUAAAGCUUUCGAAGAAGCUGAAAAGAACUCGCCUGCUAUUAUUUUCAUUGAUGAAAUUGACGCCAUUGCACCGAAGCGUGACAAGACGCACGGUGAAGUUGAACGUCGUAUUGUGUCGCAAUUGCUCACACUUAUGGAUGGCAUGAAGAAGAGCUCACAUCUGAUUGUCAUGGCUGCCACUAACAGGCCAAACUCUAUCGAUCCUGCGUUGCGUCGUUUCGGACGAUUCGAUCGGGAAAUUGAUAUUGGCAUUCCGGACGCCACUGGCCGUUUGGAGGUGUUGCGUAUUCACACCAAAAACAUGAAAUUGCAUGAAGACGUUGAUUUGGAACAAAUUGCCGCAGAAACUCACGGACAUGUGGGCGCUGAUUUAGCCUCGCUCUGUUCGGAAGCUGCUUUGCAACAGAUUCGUGAAAAGAUGGAUCUGAUUGAUUUGGAAGAUGAUAAAAUCGAUGCCGAAGUAUUAGCUUCCUUGGCCGUUACCAUGGAGAACUUCCGUUAUGCUAUGACUAAGUCGAGCCCAUCGGCAUUGCGUGAGACUGUAGUCGAGGUGCCCAACACUACUUGGUCAGAUAUUGGAGGUUUGGAGAAUGUGAAGAAAGAGUUGCAAGAACUGGUGCAAUAUCCAGUUGAGCAUCCAGACAAGUUCUUGAAAUUCGGCAUGCAGCCAAGCCGUGGUGUACUCUUCUACGGACCACCUGGAUGCGGCAAAACUCUACUUGCUAAGGCCAUCGCUAACGAAUGCCAAGCCAAUUUCAUUUCGGUUAAAGGCCCCGAGCUCCUUACUAUGUGGUUUGGUGAGUCUGAAGCCAAUGUGCGUGACAUCUUCGACAAGGCACGUUCGGCUGCACCUUGCGUGCUUUUCUUCGACGAGUUGGACUCCAUUGCCAAGGCACGUGGUGGCAACGUGGGUGACGCUGGUGGUGCUGCCGACCGUGUUAUCAACCAAAUUCUUACCGAAAUGGAUGGCAUGGGUGCUAAAAAGAACGUUUUCAUUAUUGGUGCAACCAAUCGUCCCGACAUUAUCGAUCCGGCCAUUUUGCGUCCUGGCCGCUUGGAUCAAUUAAUCUAUAUUCCACUUCCCGACGACAAGUCGCGUGAAGCUAUCCUUAAGGCAAACUUGCGCAAAUCACCUCUGGCUAGGGAUGUCGAUCUUACCUACAUUGCCAAGGUGACACAGGGCUUUUCAGGUGCCGAUUUGACUGAAAUUUGUCAGCGUGCCUGUAAAUUGGCAAUUCGACAAGCAAUCGAAGCUGAAGUUCGGCGGGAAAAGGAACGCGCAGAGAAGCAAACCAUGGAGAUGGACGAAGAUGAUCCAGUACCGGAAAUCACACGUGCCCACUUUGAGGAAGCGAUGAAGUUCGCUAGGCGUUCAGUAUCGGACAACGAUAUUCGGAAAUACGAAAUGUUUGCACAGACUUUGCAACAAUCUCGCGGCUUCGGCCAGAACUUUAGAUUCCCCGGUGCCAGCAGCACUUCGCAAGGUUCUGGACCAAAUGUACCAGCGAAUCCGCCAGGCGACAAUGGUGAUGACGAUCUUUACAGUUAGAUUUUUAGUUUUAAAAUCAAUGAAUAUUAAAUAAAAACCCAUUUUGUCAAAUUGAAGUAUGCUUAAACAACAUAAACAACAAUUUCUAAUUUGAAUAAAACAAAAACUGAAAAAAAAAACAAA
This is a messenger RNA of Anastrepha obliqua, 2958 nucleotides long. It is a transcript of the gene TER94, whose product is annotated as transitional endoplasmic reticulum ATPase TER94. Gene Ontology annotation, cellular component: nucleus; VCP-NPL4-UFD1 AAA ATPase complex; cytosol. Bases 157 to 2835 code for a protein of 892 amino acids. The transcript has 7 exons. The record is from RefSeq and is a predicted model, not a curated record. Gene Ontology annotation, molecular function: ATP binding; ATP hydrolysis activity; polyubiquitin modification-dependent protein binding. Gene Ontology annotation, biological process: autophagosome maturation; retrograde protein transport, ER to cytosol; mitotic spindle disassembly. Lineage: Eukaryota; Metazoa; Arthropoda; Insecta; Diptera; Tephritidae.